Zingiber officinale is the source of this 1022-nucleotide messenger RNA. RefSeq names its product REF/SRPP-like protein OsI_017815. NCBI's taxonomy places the organism in Eukaryota, Viridiplantae, Streptophyta, Magnoliopsida, Zingiberales, Zingiberaceae. The transcript is spliced from 3 exons. Bases 106 to 801 code for a protein of 231 amino acids. The record is from RefSeq and is a predicted model, not a curated record.
CUCCUCCCUUUAUAACGACCCCGAACCAUCCAUUUCUUUCCCCAAUUCAUUUUCCCUUCUUCCCUCAAACUUCCGUCUCUCCAAAUUCCAUCUUUCGAUUCAACGAUGGCCGAGGAAUCGCUUCCCCAAAUCGCCCACCUCUCCUCUUCUCCCGAACCGGGGACGGAGGCGGAGCGCGAGAGGCUGAGGUACCUGGAGUUCGUGAACGCGAUAGCCAUCCAGACGGUGCUUUACGCUUCUCGGAUCUAUGGAUUUUCCAAGGAGAGCGCGGGGCCGCUGAAGCCCGGCGUCCAGAGCCUCGAGGGCACUGUCAAAACUGUCGUUGGACCCGUCUAUGACAAGUUUCAUGAUGUUCCUUUCGACUUCCUCAAAUUCAUCGACCAAAAGGUUGGGGAAUCGGUGGAGGAGGUAGAGCGGCGCAUCCCUUUAGCUGUGAAGGAUGCCUCGGCGAUGGCCAGGUUAGCCGCCGUCGAGGUCCAGCGCACCGGCCUGAUCGCUUCUACUGCUGGCCUCGCCCACUCCGUGUACGCCAAGUACGAGCCGGCGGUGAAGGCGCUCUACGCCAAGUAUGAACCUGCCGCGGAGCUGGCUGCUGCGUCUGCCUGGCGGUCGCUGAACCGCCUUCCGCUGGUCCCCCAGGUGGCCCAGGUCGUCGUUCCCGCCGCUGCUCACCUCUCCGAGAAGUACAACCAGGCGGUCACCUACACCGCCGACAAGGGCUAUGCGGUCUCUGCCUACCUCCCCCUCGUCCCCACGGAGCGUAUUGGCCGUGUCUUCUCCGACGAGGUGACCGCUCAUUGAUCUCGCAGAGGUUGAGCUACUCUGCAAUAUUUCUUUUACUUCAUAUAUUAUCUAUCUAUAAAAUUAUAUUAACUUUGUCAAAAAAAAAAAAAAAAAGGGGUUAUGCUUCGAUAUGCUCUAUGCUCUGUGGUACAUAACUACAUAUGCAUGAUGGUAUUCUGGUGAAAUCUAUGUAUGGAUUCGAGCUUAUUGUAUUUAUUUGUCUGAUCUUGUUGGUGUAA